AAAAGUUUCUGCGUCACAAAUCACUUUGCCGGGUGUAUAAAAGACCCACUUCAACCUUAUCCACCAUCUCGCCCUACAACGGAUCGCUCAUCUUCCUAAGACACCAGCAGCAUCUUGAGACCAACAUCAACUCAAGCGCAGGUUGUGGAGGCGAUCAGAAUGAGUCCGACGUUGGUGUUGUUACUCCUCUCCUUGUCUGGCCUAUCAUGGGCUCUCACUAUCUACCAGCCGGAAAAGGCAAGUUAUGAAAGUUCAGGGAAAUCAGCUCAACAGGAUUCUAAAGGAAGCGGUGAAUCAGAAGGCAGCAGCCAGGAAGGUGACUCAGCGGAACGCAUCAUCCAGAGCAUUCUACCAGGUCUAUUGGGUUCUGGAGCGAAGAGUUCAUCAGGAGGCGGCAGACCAGUAGGAUCGUCAGGGGAGCGCAUCAGCCUUGCUUCCACAGGUUCUCAGGGAAACUCUGAGAGUGGUGAAUCAGGAGACAGGUCAGCGGAAAGCAACAGCCAGGAAAGUGGAGGCAACUCUAAACAAGGAGCACCUCAACCAAGACCAGAACCAGCACCUCAACCAAGACCAGCACCAGCACCUCAACCAAGACAAGAACCAGCACCUCAACCAAGACCAGCACCAGCACCUCAACCAAGACCAGCACCAGCAACCCCUCAGCCAAAGCCUCAGCCACUACCACUUCCUGUACCAGCACCAAAACCAGCGCCAGCACCAAAACCUGCACCUGAACCAAAACCUGCCCCUGCCCCUGCCCCUGCCCCUGCACCAGCGCCAGCACCAAAACCAGCACCUGAACCGAAACCUGCCCCUGCCCCUGCCCCUGCACCAGCACCAGCACCUGCACCUGCACCAGCACCAGCACCUGCCCCUGCCCCUGCACCAGCACCAGCGCCCAAACCAAAGAAACCCAGACCAGUGCUGACAAAAGAACAGAAGCUGGCAAAGAAACUGGCCAAAUUGGCGGCCGGUAAGGUACUCAAACCCAAGACAACGCCAAGUCCUCCUCCAGCGCCACCUUGCGACAAAGAGGAUCAGUCAGCACCUCGAGAGCAAGUACCUGUGGUUUUACCUCCAGUUGUCAGACCGGCUCCACCCUCUGGAGGUAAAAGCGGAGGCAGUCCACAGUCACCCAUCAGAUGGCCACAAGGCGGGCAGGGACCAGCCUCAGGACCUGACAGUGGCUCUGCCGUCAGUGCUGAGUCCAAUGAAAGCGGCGACGAGUCGACAGGAAGUGCUGGAUCAGAUGAAAGUGUCGACGGGUCGGUAGAAGGGGGCAGUCGAGGAGGUCUCUCAGACCGCGGAGGAUCUGUGGGAUCUGCUCGGUCAUCACAACGCGAUGCUCGUGGAGGUGCCGCAGCCUCCAGACCUCAGCAGCCGACGUCAUCUCAGAAACGUAGCAGCUCGGAGAGACACUGAAGGUAACAAACGUGAAUCACAUACAACGGCCGCCUCGUGAGGAUCAUUUGACACACUUACCUCGGGAUUUCAACUACAUCACACGAUCUCUUCCUUAACAUUAAAGGUCCAAAUGGAAACUAAACUGUAGAUUGCCGUCUGUCCAUUAAACUAAUUGAAACUACAAAUGGCGGGAGUCUGGCAGUCCUGUCCAUGUCAGCUUUACAAUGGUACAACGUUUACCUUGUGUACUGAUCGGUGACUUUUAAAUUUGGAAGUAUGGUCUAAUAAAAAUGUGCAAUUUA
Messenger RNA from Pomacea canaliculata, 1706 nucleotides. Its product is annotated as skin secretory protein xP2-like. The record is from RefSeq and is a predicted model, not a curated record. Bases 160 to 1422 code for a protein of 420 amino acids. NCBI's taxonomy places the organism in Eukaryota, Metazoa, Mollusca, Gastropoda, Architaenioglossa, Ampullariidae. The transcript has 15 exons.